UCGACUCAACAAAGCUCUGCCACCAGGACUUGCAGGGAUAACCCUACGAACUUGCGAGUAACCCCACGACAACGUCGAGAGACGGAACUCAAGUUACAGGGUCGCUAGCUUGACACCUUCUAAGUUCCCUCCACAUUUCGUCUGGUUGGAAGUAAAUUCAAAGGCCGCUUCCCGCCUUCCACCGAAAGUCGAGGCGUGAGAGAGCGAGAGAGAAUGGAGAAGGAUGAUCCAUGGGAAUGCUUGGACGUUGACGAUUCCGAUCUCCAACCUUUCGUCCGACCCUCCACUCUCCUUCCUUCGAAGCGGCCCUUGGAAAUUCCAGAUGCCCAUCUAGAGAAAACCGGGAAGCACGUGGCUGUUUCCCUUCAUUCCGCGCCUUCCACCCAACUCCCUUCUCUCGAACCCUGUUCGCAACGCAUUCGAGCCCCCUUUCAAUCUGAGAAGAUUCAAGAAGAAAGCCUAUUUUGCAGCAUCCAAAAUGUCGACGCUAAUCAGGAAAAUUCUGCAGAACGUGCGGAGUCCGAAGAAAUUAGGGUUCAUGCGGCUCACGAUUUGGGGAAUAACCUGAGGUUUCGCCAUCGGAUUCCUGGACCAGCUGGUGCUGUUCAGUUGGCUAUGCAGAAAGAUAGUGAAGUAGGUGGCGAAAGAUCUUGCCAUCCGCAAGAUGGUGUCUCGUUUGACUUAAUGGGAUGCCAUGAAGACGAAGACUUCAAGAAGAGUCCAUGGUUACUUGCUGUGGAUUUUGUCGAGAAGCAGCAAUCUCAAUUGGAUGCGGAAGGCGCUUCACGUACAACGCCAAUAAAAUUGAUCAAAUCAAUUGCCCAGAGUGUUGAUCGCUUGCCUCAGGUUGUGGGAAUCCUGAAAUCCUGUAUGCCUGAUGGGCGAGGAAAUAUGUUUGUGACUCUAAAGGAUCCUACAGGCACCGUUGAUGCAAGCAUUCACCGGAAGGUUAUUGAAGAAGAUAAAUUUGGAAAAUAUAUUUCAGUUGGAUCUGUUAUCAUACUUCACCAGGUUGUUGUGUUUUGUCCCGGUCGUUCAUCUCGCUAUCUAAAUAUAACAUUGAAUAACGUGAUCAAGGUCAUCAGCAAAGAAUGCUGCUCGGCCAGAGAAAUAAGUUCACCUGCAAGAACAUGUCUGCUUGGCAACAGAGAAGCACUGGCUGGAGUAACAGAAUCUCAGAAUGCAAUAACAAUGAAGAAUGCACAAUUAAAUCAAGGAAAUCGUGGACAACAGGUGAGUCAUGUUGAAGCUCAAAUUGCCCAUGUUGUCAGGAAGGAAAUUCCUAUUGAAAAGUUGAAGCACAACGUCAACAUGUUCAACUGCCAGUUGGAAGGGGCACAUGAAAUGCAAACAUGUAGGGCAGCUGUUGCAGAAAAUUCAGGUCUUCACUUGAACAGCUCAAAGGACAAAACUGCUGGAGUAAAGAAAUUGAUUGGAACUUCACUUGCCGAGUGGACAGAUGAACAGAUUAAUGAGCUUUUCAAUGAUUAUCAAGAUAUUUUUUAGUUUUUGAUAGUUAGUUAUCCAUGUACGAAGGAAUGAUCCUGUUAUCCAAGAUGUAAAUAUUUCAGGGAUACUUGUAAAAUCCCUUCUUUUUGGGCGUGUCAACUAAGUGGCAAAAGAAAAAAGGUUAAUGGUGAAAAUACUUUGAGAAAGCACCGACUUGUGACCAUGGAAUUUUAGGUUAUGUCAGCUAAAUCUUGCAGGACUUGCUCCUGCAAAAUAACACGGUUGUAUUUCUGCUAGGUACAAUUAAGACUUCGCUUCAUAUACAGAGUGAAGCCAGUUCAAUGGGUACAUCUAUAUUUUCUGAACC
Nymphaea colorata (pocket water lily) is the source of this 1816-nucleotide messenger RNA. RefSeq lists its product as uncharacterized. Bases 214 to 1506 code for a protein of 430 amino acids. Gene Ontology annotation, biological process: recombinational repair. The transcript is spliced from 7 exons. Lineage: Eukaryota; Viridiplantae; Streptophyta; Magnoliopsida; Nymphaeales; Nymphaeaceae. The record is from RefSeq and is a predicted model, not a curated record.